GCUCCCGCCACUCCCUCCGCGCAGCCGGGAGCGGGCGGAGCCUGCGCGGCGCCGCCGGUUUUAUCCCUAGCAUCCCUCCCUGUGCGGCAGCGGGGCAAGUUGACUGCGCUGCUGCUUUAGCACAGCGGCAUCGGGCGGGAGGGACCGGAGGCGCCGUCGCCGUCACCUGGCGCUGCGCUGCGGUGGGGGCGGGGCGCGGCGCUGUGUCUGCGGCAGCCCCGGGGCGCUGCUCGGGCGCUUUAAAGCUGCGGGAGCCGCCUGCGGUGGCAGCAGCAGCGGCGUUCGGAGAAGCGGAGCGAGGGGGAAGGAAGGCAUGGAGGGAAAGCAGGCGGUGUCGGCGUCUGCGAGCGAUGAGGGCGCCAAGGAUGCGCUGGGCAGACCGCUGGGUCCCACGCCGAGCCAGAGCCGCUUCCAGGUGGACUUGGUGGCCGAAGGGCCCCGCAAAGCGGGCGGGGACGUCGGCGCGGCAGGGAAGGGCGGCGAGGAAGCCAAGGGCAGAUUUCGCGUGAACUUCGUGGACCCGUCGGCCGGCGGCGAGAGCCUCGGCGAGCCCGGCUCGGAGAGCGGCAAUGUGAGCGGCGUCCAGAACGGCGGCGACACGGUGAUGAGCGAGGGCAGCCUGCACUCGGGCUCGGGCGGGCACCACCACUACUACUAUGACACCCACACCAACACCUACUACCUGCGCACCUUCGGCCACAACACCAUGGACGCCGUGCCCCGCAUCGACCACUACCGCCACACGGCCGCCGACCUGGGCGAGAAGCUGCUCCGGCCCAGCCUGGCCGAGCUGCACGAUGAGCUGGACAAGGAGCCCUUUGAAGAUGGCUACGCAAAUGGUGAGGAAGGCACCCCAGCCGGGGAAGCAGCUGUCACUUACACACCUGAUAGCAAAGGGGUGGUCAAAUUUGGAUGGAUAAAAGGUGUAUUGGUACGAUGCAUGUUAAAUAUUUGGGGGGUGAUGCUCUUCAUCAGACUAUCAUGGAUUGUAGGACAAGCUGGGAUAGGUCUGUCUGUCUUGGUGAUUGCAAUGGCCACUGUCGUGACAACUAUCACAGGACUCUCUACUUCAGCAAUAGCCACAAAUGGGUUUGUAAGAGGAGGGGGAGCAUAUUACUUAAUUUCACGAAGUCUGGGACCAGAGUUUGGUGGUGCCAUAGGUCUGAUUUUUGCAUUUGCCAAUGCUGUAGCAGUAGCAAUGUAUGUUGUUGGCUUUGCAGAGACAGUUGUGGAGCUACUCAAGGAAAAUGGAACGUUGAUGAUCGAUGAAAUGAAUGAUAUCAGAAUCAUAGGGGCUAUUACAGUGGUUAUACUGCUGGGUAUUUCCAUUGCAGGAAUGGAAUGGGAAGCUAAAGCACAGAUAGUCCUGCUGGUGAUCCUCAUACUUGCUAUCGGAGACUUCGUCAUAGGAACAUUUAUUCCUUUGGAUAGCAAGAAACCUAAAGGAUUCUUUGGUUAUAAAGCUGAAAUAUUUAUGGAGAAUUUUGGACCAGAUUUCCGAGAUGAUGAAACUUUCUUUUCUGUAUUUGCUAUUUUCUUCCCUGCUGCAACUGGCAUACUUGCUGGUGCAAAUAUCUCAGGGGACCUUGCGGAUCCUCAGUCAGCCAUACCUAAAGGAACGCUGUUGGCCAUCUUAAUCACUACAUUGGUUUACGUAGGAAUUGCAGUAUCUGUAGGUUCCUGUGUUGUGCGAGAUGCCACAGGGAACGUUAAUGACACCAUUGUCACAGAGCUGACAAACUGCACUGCUGCAGCCUGCAAAUUAAAUUAUGAUUUCUCAUCCUGUCAGACAAAGUGUCCCUAUGGGCUGAUGAACAAUUUCCAGGUAAUGAGCAUGGUAUCAGGAUUUGCACCACUGAUUUCUGCAGGUAUUUUUUCAGCCACGCUGUCUUCUGCUCUGGCAUCUCUUGUGAGUGCACCUAAGAUCUUCCAGGCUUUGUGCAAAGACAGCAUUUACCCAGGAUUUCAAAUGUUUGCUAAAGGCUAUGGGAAGAACAAUGAACCACUGAGGGGAUAUAUUCUAACAUUUUUAAUUGCUCUUGGAUUCAUACUAAUUGCUGAACUGAAUGUCAUUGCUCCAAUUAUUUCUAAUUUCUUCUUGGCCUCAUAUGCAUUGAUUAACUUCUCUGUAUUCCAUGCUUCUCUAGCAAAAUCUCCAGGUUGGCGCCCUGCUUUCAAAUACUACAAUAUGUGGAUUUCUCUUGUUGGAGCUAUUUUGUGCUGCAUUGUAAUGUUUGUCAUUAAUUGGUGGGCAGCACUUCUAACAUAUGUCAUAGUUCUUGGACUUUACAUUUAUGUCACUUACAAGAAACCAGAUGUGAACUGGGGGUCCUCUACACAAGCAUUGACUUACUUGAAUGCACUGCAGCAUUCUAUCCGGCUCUCAGGAGUGGAAGAUCACGUGAAGAAUUUCAGACCUCAGUGCUUAAUUAUGACAGGAGCUCCAAAUGCACGUCCAGCUUUGCUUCACCUUGUCCAUGCUUUCACCAAGAAUGUGGGCUUGAUGAUCUGUGGCCAUGUGCAUAUGGGUCCUCGGAGGCAGGCCAUGAAGGAACUGACUACUGAUUUGGCUAGGUAUCAGCGAUGGCUAAUUAAAAACAAGAUGAAAGCUUUCUAUGCACCAGUGCAUGCAGAGGACUUGAGGGAUGGAGGACAAUAUUUAAUGCAGGCUGCUGGUCUGGGUAGAAUGAGACCUAACACCCUUGUUGUUGGAUUUAAGAAAAACUGGAGGCAAGGUGAUAUGAGAGAGGUUGAAACCUAUAUCAACUUAUUCCAUGAUGCCUUUGAUGUUCAGUAUGGUGUGGUUGUCAUUCGCUUGCAGGAGGGCCUAGACAUUUCUCAUCUUCAGGGCCAAGAAGAGUUACUGUCAUCCCAAGAAAAAUCUCCGUGCACCAAGGAUGUCAUAGUAAAAGUGGAUUAUAGCAAGAAGUCUGAGACAGACACUUCUAUAGCUUUUGCUCCAUCAUCUAGUGAAAGAACUCCCACUCCACGUAAAGAGGAGGACGAGGAUGGAAAGACUUCAACACAACCACUGUUAAAAAAAGAUUCAAAGAUCUCAUCUUCUCCUUUAAAUGUGACUGACCAAAGACUUCUUGAUGCCAGUUCUCAGUUUCAGAAAAAACAAGGCAAAAGCAAUAUUGAUGUCUGGUGGCUCUUUGAUGAUGGAGGUUUGACACUGUUGAUUCCGUAUCUUAUCACAACCAAGAAGAAGUGGAAAGACUGUAAGAUCAGAGUGUUCAUUGGUGGGAAAAUAAACAGGAUUGAUCAUGACAGAAGAGCGAUGGCUACUUUGCUGAGCAAGUUUCGGAUAGACUUUUCAGAUAUUAUGGUUCUUGGGGAUAUUAAUACUAAACCAAAGAAAGAAAACAUUGCAGCUUUUGAGGAAAUGAUAGAGCCAUUCCGACUUCAUGAGGAUGAUAAAGAGCAAGAAGUUGCAGAUAAAAUGAAAGAGGAUGAACCAUGGAGGAUAACAGAUAAUGAACUUGAGCUUUACAAAACAAAGACUUACCGACAGAUUAGGCUAAAUGAGUUGCUGAAAGAACAUUCAAGUACAGCUAACAUAAUUGUCAUGAGUUUGCCGGUUGCACGAAAAGGUGCAGUUUCUAGUGCACUGUACAUGGCCUGGUUAGAAGCCCUUUCUAAAGAUCUGCCACCAAUUCUCCUUGUUCGUGGGAAUCAUCAGAGUGUUCUGACCUUCUAUUCCUAAGAGUACUGCACAUGGCUCAGCUGUGAUGAAAUGGUACUUCCGUGACCAGGGGAGAGUGACUGACGUGGUCUAUAGUUCAUUAACAUCACAAAGGCAAAAAGUGACUCUUCUUUCACUAUUUCACUGACUUGAAAGCACACAGGGGGAAAGUCACUGUAUUUCUAAAAUUGUGACAUCUUCAGUUUUAUUCUAUAUUUUCUGUAAUUUGAUCUUGCUUAAUCGGGGAGGAUUCCUUGUUAGACUGAAGAACAAGACAAGCUUUUUUGUUUGCUAUUUGAAUAGCAGCAAUAAAAUGUUGUAUUUUUGAUCAAUGAAAGGAUUAUAGAUUUAUAAAAGCCUUUUAGCCUUGAGGUGCCUUCUGAAAUUAACCAAAUCUCACCCAUACAUCCUAUUUUGUAAAUUUAUAUAGAAUGUCAAAAUCUGCCUUCAACUAAGAGUUUAGAUCAGACUUCCUUUAGUUUCUAGUCUCUUCCAUAUUACAAUAAAAAUGAAUGCUGCUUUUCAGUCUUCCAUUGAGCUAUUAGUUCUUAGUACUGUAUGUUUUCUAUCGUCAGACAGUUUUGGGGUUUUUUUAUUAUUAUAUCUGUUAGAUUUAAAGGUGAGAAUUGGGGCAGGUCAGUUGAGCUAAAGCAAAUCCCUGAUGUUAUUGUCAAGGUUCAUUCUACUAAUGAAAAUAAAACUAAUGUUACUUGCGGAGUGCAUCCUUUUCUCAAAUUUGACAAUUGUGUAAUACUUGGGCACUAGUCUGAGACAGAAAACUAACAUUAGCUUCUUUGGCCGAGGAUACUGGUCAGUCUUAGCUCUACUAUUAAACGAGAUUCAUCUUGCUGGGUGAGGCUUUUUAUCUUAACCACAAAUUAGAAGAAAAUGAAAAGACCUGUCCUAAUUCUUGUCCUGUUACAUUUUAGUGUCACUUUCAACUUAUUUUUGAAACAAAACUCAACUUAAGGCUUGAAUGGGGAUAAUAUAAGCAAUGUGAUGCUAUCUAACAGAAAACAGUAAACACUAUGUGGAAUUGUGCUAUCCAAUAUGAAAUGUAAAAGCUGCAGUUCUCUUGCAUUUUUCAACAAAUGGUUAAAAGGACCACUAGUUAUUAGGGGAGAUGUUUUUAGGUCAAUUCGUUCAGUUGUCAGAAAAUACAUUUAGUCUUAUUAAAUAAUACUCAGGUUUGAUUGUCUAGCAGUUUUGAUCUAUUCCAUACAUUUUACUUUAUACAUUUUCUAUGUUCACUAAAAAAACUGCCAGUCUUGUGUGCCCUUUCAUUGUAUAUUUUGAAAACUUCAUAAUUUAAUCUACUAUGAACACCUGCAAAAGGAAUUUCACUCGAACCUUUAUAUAAAGGUUAGUAAUGUGAACUGUUUUUUAAAUUCCUAAUAAGUUUUGGAUAGGAAGGAUUGCCUAAAAACAUUUCACAAGCUUUUGAUAUUAUUAUUGGACAUGCUACUGGAUCAGUUUAUCAGUGGGUGAGUGACUUUCAUUUAAGGAUGCACAGAAAAGGUGUUUUGUGGUUUGAUUUCUGGGGGGGUUUUUUGUUUGUUUUUUGCUAAAUGCAGGAUCAAAUUAAAAUGUAACUGUUCCUUCUGAAGGACAAAGCAUAAUCAUUGUGUGGCAAGGUAGAGCUUCAACUUUUGAUUAAAGAUUAAAAAUAUUCUACACUGUGCAGUAUACAUUGUUGUCAAGUUCUUGGUAAACUGCAAAAAGUCUUUUGGGUUUUUUUUUUUGUUUGUUUUGUUUGGUUGGUUUGUUGGUUUGGUUUUUUUUUGUUUUGUUUUGUUUUUUUUUUGCUAUUUCUAUCAUUUGGAUUUGAGACUAUUGAAUCAUUUCACUUUGAAAAACUUAAGAAAAACAAACAUGCAUGUCUUGCUGCUAAGUGUGAGAUAACUGAUGCCAGCAUGAACCCAGCUUGUUAUGAUAAACAUUGUAAGACAAAGACAGCUUGCAGUAAAAAUGGUGUUUCCUUCCCGGUGAGGGGGUUUGGAUCAAACAUACCAACAUAUCUAUCACAGAUUUUACAGUGUUUUUUUAGGGGAUGAGGUUGUCACAUUGUGCAUAUGGAAUCAUUACCACCUUUCUUGUUGUUUUGUGGGUAACAUUCUUUUGAGCAGAGGGACAGUAUGGCAUGGACUUAGUGCUGCUAUCUUGAAAAAAAAAAAAAAAAAAACAGAUGUGCACAGGUACACUUAUUUAAGACGUUUAUUUGCCCAUUCAGGAAACCAUUGCUUGUGAUCUGUAACACAACACAGAAACCAAAUGAAGUGUGUGUGUACAUGCAUAUAUGUGUAUAAAAUUAUAUAAAAUAUAUAAGUAUGCAUAUGGGGAUAGUUAAGGUAAUGUCUGUGAAAUAAGAUAGGAUGCUUUUCACAUGCACUCUCAGGAGUUCACACUAAUGCUGGGCAGGAGGCCAAGUUUCAAUAUCAUUUGCUCACUAAAAUUUGAACAGUUAGUGGUAAUUGUCUACAACAGAUGUCAGUUAGUGGCAGUCACUCCAACUUCUGCUUUGAUUUUGACGCCAAAUUUACUUAUGUUUCAAUCAUCAUUAAUUACGUGGAAAAUGAAAUCGCUUACACAUGGCAAUUCAUACCUUCUGUAGAUUAGGUUCCUUUGUAUGGGUUUAGAAAGUAAUAGCUGGCAAAAAUCAAUUAUUUAUUUGUUCACUUGUAUUUAGGUUUCCUUUUACAUACAUUCUUUUUAUAUGCUUUUUCUGACAUUGCAUAUUUAAAAAUAACUGAAAAUAACUUAAAAGAUUUGAGCGUUCAGUGGGUCGUGGCCCACUUGGUUUGAAGAUGUAAGAUUUGACACUGUACUGUAACUGUCACACACAAAUGCUUUUCUAAUGUUUUAACGUAAUUAUUGCAGUUAAAACUUUGUACCAGGGGGAUGUCACUGCAAUAAAAGGAAGUGAAUUCAAUACAA
Empidonax traillii (willow flycatcher) is the source of this 6619-nucleotide messenger RNA. RefSeq names its product solute carrier family 12 member 2 (gene SLC12A2). Lineage: Eukaryota; Metazoa; Chordata; Aves; Passeriformes; Tyrannidae. Gene Ontology annotation, cellular component: membrane. The transcript is spliced from 27 exons. Gene Ontology annotation, biological process: potassium ion import across plasma membrane; sodium ion homeostasis; chloride ion homeostasis. The record is from RefSeq and is a predicted model, not a curated record. The coding region runs from base 314 to 3706 and encodes 1130 amino acids. Gene Ontology annotation, molecular function: sodium:potassium:chloride symporter activity; ammonium channel activity.